This is a messenger RNA of Hevea brasiliensis (rubber tree), 1462 nucleotides long. Its product is annotated as protein TIFY 10A. Gene Ontology annotation, biological process: regulation of jasmonic acid mediated signaling pathway; response to wounding; regulation of defense response. Gene Ontology annotation, cellular component: nucleus. The record is from RefSeq and is a predicted model, not a curated record. Lineage: Eukaryota; Viridiplantae; Streptophyta; Magnoliopsida; Malpighiales; Euphorbiaceae. Bases 281 to 1135 code for a protein of 284 amino acids. The transcript is spliced from 5 exons.
UAUUCAACCAGCAAGUUGCAACCCCUGCGAAGCUGCUGGCAACAAGCUUAAAAGCCCAUAUAUUCCUCGUGCUUCUUUAACUCAAUUAUUCAGCUUCAAACAAAGAGAUAAUAAGCCUCAGCCUCUCUUCUUCUCUUUCCUUCGUAUAACACGCCUGCAUAUUCAACUUGUCGCUAAAUGCAGAGGUAGAGAGAACCAACGUCGACGCGAUUGGGUUUCGAUAAGUUAACUAGCUUUUUCCGAUCUGUUUGUUUGAGAUUUCUUUUUUUGAAGGAGAAUUAUGGCUGGCUCGCCGGAAUUUGUUGAGUUUGGUGGCCGGAAGGCAGCGAAGUCGGCGGAGAAAUCGAGUUUCUCGCAGACGUGUAGUCUGUUGAGUCAAUACAUCAAGGAGAAAGGUAGUUUUGGAGAUCUCAGUCUUGGGAUGACAUGCAGUGCUGAAGGAAAUGGAAAUGGUACAACAGAGUUGCGUCAGGCAGCAACAACAAUGAAUUUGUUUCCAAUGAGUGAGAAACAAGUUGAUGUUUCCAGCAGAAACAUGGCUACUCCUCCUCGGACUAAUUUUAGAUCCAUGGAUUUGUUCCCUCAACAAGCUGGCUUUUCUCCUUCUGCUCCCAAGGAAGAUGUGCAAAAGAGUCUUGACCCAAGUGUUAACAAGGCUGCAACCCCAGAGCCUCAAACUGCACCAAUGACUAUUUUCUAUGCUGGACAAGUAAUCGUGUUCAAUGAUUUUCCAGCUGAUAAGGUUAAGGAGGUCAUGCUCUUAGCUAGCAAGGGAAGCUCCCAGAGCCUGACGGGGUUCCCUUCUGUUCCUGUCAAGAGUCACCCUGUCUUUGACCCUAAUGUUGCUAAAGCCCCUGUUGAAUCCACCAGUUCAAUUCCUCCCAACUCGAAUCCUGUUCCUAGUUUUGGCAAUAAUUUGAAUCAGGAGCGCGUGCAAUCUCCCUCUCAAACCAUUGCUAGUGAUCUACCAAUUGCAAGGAGAGCUUCCCUUCACCGGUUCUUGGAGAAGAGGAAAGAUAGGAUCACUGCAAGUGCAAGAGCUCCAUACCAAACAAGUCGUGGCUUGUCGGCCUCUCCAUCGAAGCCAGCUGAAGGCAAGCCGUGGCUCGGCCUGGCUGGUCAAUCUUUGCAGUAGCACCGAUUGCUGAUUAUGUAGAUUUUUAGAUUUUGCAAUUUAGGCCUCCUUCUAUCUGGUAUUUUUGUAGCAGGUUGAAUCCUGCUGUUUCCUUAUGGUUGUUUUAAGCCAAGGCUUUUCUCAGGCCACCGUAGACCUAACCUUUUUAUCAAUCUUACUAUUUCAUUCAUGUAAUUAUUUUUAUUGAAGAAGAAAAAGGGUUCAACAGCUAGAAGAUGAUUUGACUGUACUAAUCAUCUCUGUUUUGGGUACAUGAACUUGAACCGGUCAUCUGUAAUUGUUUUACAGGAAUUUCGCAUGAAACACGAAUUCACUUCCACUUUUUAA